Messenger RNA from Magnolia sinica, 1540 nucleotides. RefSeq lists its product as uncharacterized. The record is from RefSeq and is a predicted model, not a curated record. Bases 33 to 1343 code for a protein of 436 amino acids. Gene Ontology annotation, molecular function: methyltransferase activity; RNA binding. Lineage: Eukaryota; Viridiplantae; Streptophyta; Magnoliopsida; Magnoliales; Magnoliaceae. The transcript has 8 exons.
CGGGACUUCACCUAAAAAAAAGAAAAGCUUCAAUGCUGCUUCCCGCCCGCCUCAUAAAAUCUCUUUCUGUCCCUUCUACCACCACGACAACCCUUCACGAAAUAGCUUCUACACGCAAAGGUGUUGCAAAGGUAGUCUUGAAAAAGGGGAAAACACAACUCUUUCGUGAUGGAAGUCCGAUGGUCUACAGCGGGGCAGUUGACAGAAUAAUUGGUAGGCCUCCUCCGAAGACCGGUGAUGUUGUGCUUGUAGCAGAUGGGUCGGAAAAACCUAUUGGAUGGGGCAUGUAUAAUUCAGUUUCUAUGUUUUGCGUUCGACUCAUGCAACUUGAAGAGGAGGCAACACGAGAUUCUUCUUGUGUGUUGAAUAUGGAGAAGCUUCUCGAGACAAGGAUUGAUGCAGCUAUAGAAUUACGUAAGAGUGUGGGGCUCCCAUCACCAGCAACCAAUGCAUACCGGCUUGUUAAUAGCGAAGGGGACAGAUUGUCGGGCCUAAUUGUCGAUGUUUUUGGAAAUUUAGCUGUAGUAGCAUCAUCUGCUGCUUGGGUUGAGAAGUACAAAUCAGAAAUAGAGUUCCAUAUUAGUAGAGUCAAUGAAAUAAAUCAUAUAAAAUGGAGGCCAUCUGUUGAUAUCUUGAAAGAAGAAGGAUUGAAUUUAUCAGAUCAAAGGGAAUCAAGUUCAGUCCCUUCUUCUGAAACAGUGAAGGUUAUGGAAAAUGGGAUUUCUUAUGCAAUCUCAUUGGAGGGUCAGAAGACAGGAUUUUAUGCAGAUCAGCGCGAAAACCGACACUUUAUAUCGUCAAUUUCAAAGGGUCAGAAAGUUCUUGAUAUUUGCUGCUACAGUGGUGGAUUUGCUCUAAAUGCGGCACGUGGUGGUGCUGUACAUGUCAUUGGCAUUGAUACGUCAUUGCCUGCCUUGGAGCUUGCGAAAGAAAACAUCCUUCUUAACAACCUGGAUCCAAGAAAAAUAUCAUUUCUAAAAGAAGAUGCAACUGAGUUCAUGAAGGCAGCUGCUUCAAGAUAUGAAUCAUGGGAUUUGGUUAUUUUAGACCCACCAAAGCUAGCUCCUCGAAGAAAGGUUCUACAAAGUGCAUCUGGUAUGUACAGAAGUUUGAACUCUUUAGCAAUGCAAAUUACGAAGAGAGGUGGUCUUCUCAUGACUUGCUCCUGUUCGGGAGCUAUGACCCAAAGCGGAAUGUUCCUACGUAUCCUUCAGGGGGCGGCAUCAAUGGCAAGUAGAAAAAUUACAGUUUUACGUGAAGCUGGAGCAGCUUGUGACCAUCCAAUCGACCCAUCAUACCCUGAAGGCGCAUACCUCACAAAUUUCUUGCUUAGGGUACUGUAAAUGGCAAAAGCAUGUAAGCAUGAUCACAGGGCAAUAGAAACGCCAUUUUUUCUUGAUAGAACUUCCUAUCACUAUCAUUAUUAUCAAUUUUUCAUUGUUGUGCCAUUUUUUCCUGAUAGAACUGUAUUCAAUGAAUGACAGAGACCUGUAAAAUGAGGAAUAGUGGUCAUAAUGCAUUGGGAUGUGACUAGUUUGUA